AUGCUCGAUGCCACCGCCACCUCCUCCUCGUCAGCCGCCACCACCUCCACGCCCCUAAAGGCCCUGAAAGGGGUCCAGGAGCCCGGGUUUUUUCCUGCUGCUGGCGCUCCAGCUUGGACUGACGAGGGUCUCGCCCAGUCGGGCCAGAUCAAGCCCGACGCUAAGGCCACCGGGAUGACCGGUAUGGUGGUGGGUUCGGGGGGAGCUACGGGGGCGUCGUCGAAAGGCGGGGUGUGCGGGCAGGCGGCGGCAGAGCCGAAGGAGGAGAGGAAGGAGGGUGGUGAGGUGAAGGGCCUCUUGGAGGAGGACCCCGAGGUGGAGGUAGGGGAUGGUUACGGAGCAGGACCAGCGGCAGGGUUCUCGAGGGCAGUGGCGGAACGGGAGGUCGAAUGUGACGGCAACAGCACCGUGGGGCUGCAGGGGGACAAAGGCGCUGGCUCUGACUCGAUGGUGCCUCGUGAAGCCGGAAAGUUGCUCAAGACGGAACGAGGCAAAUCCUGUCGCUCGGAUAGCAAAAGAACCAGGCAAGCAGAAUGGCACACUCCGAGAGAGAAAUAG
This is a messenger RNA of Ectocarpus sp. CCAP 1310/34, 558 nucleotides long. The record is from the annotation of a GenBank genome assembly. Lineage: Eukaryota; Phaeophyceae; Ectocarpales; Ectocarpaceae.